AUGGCAUCCGCGAUAGGUCGCAAUGCCCGCGCAUGCAUGGUCUGCUCAGUAGUGCUAGCAUACAAUGAUUUCUACCGCACCGGCUGCCCCAACUGCGAAGCGAUUCUAGGACUGAAGAAUUCACAAGACGCGAUCCAAGAAUGCACAUCUCAAGUCUUCGAGGGGCUGAUUGCAAUGGGUGAUCCUAAGACGUCGUGGGUUGCAAAGUGGCAGAGGUUAACCGAGUAUGAGCCCGGAAUCUACGCUACCAAGGUUGUCGGAACACUGCCGAGGGAGAUUCUCGAGUCGCUCGAGGACAAUGGAAUCAAGUAUAUACCGAGGGAUGGAAGCUCCUUGGAAGAUGACGUGGCUGCUUGA
This is a messenger RNA of Exophiala aquamarina CBS 119918, 357 nucleotides long. RefSeq lists its product as uncharacterized. Bases 1 to 357 code for a protein of 118 amino acids. The record is from RefSeq and is a predicted model, not a curated record. Lineage: Eukaryota; Fungi; Ascomycota; Eurotiomycetes; Chaetothyriales; Herpotrichiellaceae. Gene Ontology annotation, biological process: regulation of transcription elongation by RNA polymerase II; positive regulation of DNA-templated transcription, elongation; chromatin organization. Gene Ontology annotation, molecular function: zinc ion binding; RNA polymerase II complex binding. Gene Ontology annotation, cellular component: nucleus; DSIF complex. The transcript is spliced from 2 exons.